Molecule: messenger RNA, 2261 nt
Organism: Ictidomys tridecemlineatus (thirteen-lined ground squirrel)
Lineage: Eukaryota; Metazoa; Chordata; Mammalia; Rodentia; Sciuridae
Gene: Tmem192
Product: transmembrane protein 192
Cellular component (GO): late endosome; lysosomal membrane
Source: RefSeq, a predicted model, not a curated record
CGGAGUGGGUGUGUCCGGGGCGGGGGCCGCAGGUCCCAGAAGGUGGCGACUUUCCUGGGCCUGUGGCGCCUUGGCGCAGGUGAAGAGGUCAGGCUGGAGGGGGCUCCGGCCUCCGGCGUCGGGAAAUGGCGGCGGGGGUGAGAAUAGAAGACGGUUCCUUGGACAUUAUCCAGAGUAUUGAAGAGGACCCACUUCUGGAUGCCCAGCUUCUCCCACAUCACUCAUUACAAGCUCAUUUUAGACCCAGAUUCCACCCUCUUCCUACAGUCAUCAUAGCAAAUCUUCUUCUGUUUAUCCAUGUUGUGUUUGUUAUUUUAGCGUUCUUGACAGGUGUGCUUUGUUCUUACCCUGACCCAAACGAGGACAAGUGCCCUGGAAACUACACCAACCCACUGAAAGUCCAGACAGUCAUAAUCCUAGGAAAAGUCAUUUUGUGGAUUCUGCACUUACUUCUGGAACGCUACAUUCAGUAUCACCACAGCAAAGUGAGAAACCGCGGCUAUAACCAGAUCUACCGCGCCACAAGGCAUCUGAAGAGCCUGGCCCUGUUGACGCACUCCACCGGAAACAUGAUGCUCCUCCUCAUACUGUGCAUGCAGCAUUCUUUUCCUGAGCCCAGCAGGUUGUACCUUGACCUCAUUCUGGCCGUCCUGGCCCUGGAACUGCUCUGCUCCCUGACCUGUCUGCUCAUUUAUGCAGUGAAAAUUAGAAAAUUUAAUAGAGCCAAACCACAGCCUGAUGUACUUGAAGAAGAAAAAAUCUAUGCUUACCACAGCAAUAUUACCUCGGAAACCGGAUUAAGGACUAUUUCAAGCCUAGAAGAAAUUGUUGAAAAGCAAGGAGACAUAAUAGUGUACUUGAAGCGACACAAUGCCCUGUUGAGUAAACGGCUGUUGGCACUCACUUGCUCAGACCUAGCCUCUCAGCCAAGUCGGACUUGAGAGGCUCACAGGCAUGAUCAUGGCUGAAGAGUUCAGAGCAACCUCAGACUGAAGGACUAUCUGUCCUGCUGCCAUAGGGAACCACAGGCCUUGCUGAAAAACAUUGUGUAGCGUGUUGGAAACUUGAACUUGGUUCUCACCUGUGUGGCUGUUUAGUAGAUGGGGCUUAUGGAUCAUUUGAAAGGUACUUUGUAGAAGUACUUUGCUAACUUGAGAAGAAUGUCUGUUUUGUACAUUUUUAAAUAAUUGAACUUCUUGGUUUUUCCUAGGAUCGAAGGGUACAGUUCAAUUAUCCCAUGGCCAACAGUUUUUCUACGUGAUAUUAGAUCCCUCUAAUAGCUGGGGAUGUAGCUCAGUAGUAGGAUAUGUGUUUAGCAUGCACAAGCCCCUGGUUCAAUCCACAGCAACACCCUCACUGCUCCCCCCCCCAAAAAAGCCCUGUGAUAAUAUAGCUAUUUGUAAAGUAAAACUGACAUAAUUUAUUUUAAACAGGGAUUUUAAAUAAGUUCUUUCUUUUGUGGAGUGGGAAAGUACUGGGGAUUAAACUCGGGUACUUUACCAAUAGGCUAUGUCCCCAGUCUUAUUUUAUUUUAAAUUUUGAGACAGGGUAGUAUGAAGUUGCUGAGGCUGGCCUUGUAAUCCUCCUGCCUUAGCCUCCUAAGGCACUGGUAUUACAGGUGUGCACCACCACACCCCACAAGUUCUUCCAACUCUUAAGCUGAUGAAAGGAGUCAUUAUUUCUUAUGGUUAAUGUUUUUUCUCUGCAGACCCUUAUUGUGUAUUUUAUAUGUUCAUGUGAUAUUGAAUAACAACUGACGUCACAUCCUCUUUUUUCAUCCCCCCAGGCAAGCACUCUCCCACUGAGCUGCACCCCCAGCCCCCAGGCAGCUUUUGUAGAGAAUUUCUUCUCUGUAGGACCAAGGCCUCACUGGGUGAUCAACAAUACAAAUUCUACAUUGUUCUGUUCUUCUGAAACAAGAUAGGAAAAUUACCUGGACCAGUGUGAGCCCAACCAGCAAUACCUGUUACCUUGGUAGUACCUUCCAUUGGCAAAAGCUGAAAAAUUUAAAGGAUUUAUGUCUUUCACUUUAUUUUUGCUCUUCUUCAAGAAGCUGCCAUGUAUUUAUGUACUAAUUAUCCUUUCAUUGGGUCACUAAUUUCAGUAUAGAAAUGGAACCUUCUAUGAUUUUAAAUCUGUAUAAAUAGAAAAAAAGCACUUUAUUUAGACUUGGAUUAUAUGUAAAAAUUGUGAUGGGAAUAAAAUGUCAUAUCAGUUUCUAUACAGAUACUAAACAUACCUAGUUCUUGAUAUAAAAAGUA